UUAUAAUUAUAUCGUGUCGAAAAAUUUGUAUAACACCGGGUAAACAAAAUAGUGUAAACCUGCAGUUAUUUCUUAAAUAAAUUAAUAGCGUGUUUUUAAGAAUAUAGAUAAACAAAGUUUAAUUUUCAAUAACAAGGAAUUAAUAAGGUUAAGUAAAACAGGUUUUAAAAAGAGACAAUUAAUUGAAUUUAUUGUAAGUAAGACAGGGUUCAACAUUUGUGACGCGAGUUAAUAUUUCAGAUCGGUGUUUAGGUAAACAUUUACCAUGCCAGAAAGUCUAUCUUUAGAAUUCAGUAACGAAGGAUUUGCCACGAUACGUAUGAUAAAUGGAGAGAACAGAUUCCAGAUAACGACAAUAGACGAAUGGAAUAAAACACUGGAUAAAGUCAUAGAAAAUGAAGGUACGAAGGCAUUGUUGAUAACAGGCGAGGGGAAGUUCUUUUCCAAUGGGAUUGACUUGCAAUGGCUAGCUCUUCAAAAAGGAGAUACUCCACGUGUGUAUAUGGUUAGACUAACGGAGCUGAUGACUCGAGUAUUGGUGUUUCCAGUUCCAACGGUGGCAAUUCUCAAUGGUCACGCGUUCGGGGGUGGUGCAUUUCUAGCUCUUGCAUGUGAUUUUCGUGUAAUGAGGCCAGACAAAGGUUGGUUGAAUUGGCCCGAGACAGCCAUUAAUCUCAGAUUUGGGGAACCUCUUCUUAAGCUUGCGAGAACAAAGAUUCCACCUGGCGUUGUACAGAGAGAAGCACUAUUGUUUGCCAAGCGUCUGACAGGAGAUUACGCCAAGCGUCUAGGCUUAGCGGAUGAAGUUGUUGAGGAAACAAAGAUGAUGGACACUGCAAGAAAACUUGUGAAGGAUGCCCUCGGUCGUAACGGACUUGGCAGGAAAAUAUUUGCAGACAUGAAAAAAGACAUUUACGGAAAAGAACUCGAUUUGUCGAAAUUAUAAAUAUUUAUUACGGUAUAUUGUAUUAUCUUGCAGUGCAAUAGGAGUCUAUCAGAUCAGUAUUUUUACCUUAAAAAGUGUUUCGUAAUUGUCGACUUAUACAAAGCAAUCAUACGGAAGCCAAGAACCAGGUGUUUCUUUCUCAGGAACAGGUGAACAGCCAUUUUCUAUAACUAAAUAUUUCCAGUUGGCUGCACUGUUUCAUUUUCUUCGGGUUAUCAAACAAUUUCACACAAAAAUAUAUCGAAUCACUUCUGGUUUCUUCUGAAAAGUUUAGGAUCUUGCGUCAGUCACUUGGUGGUCUAUAUUGAUUUGUUAUCGUUUAACAAAUAAUAUAUCCCACAAAGAGACUUUGUCGUUGAAUAUAAUCAUAGUUCGGAAUUUCAGUGCAAAGGAAUUACAUGUAUAACAUGAGGUGGUAGCAAGAGCGAUAUAUUAAUACGCAUCUGAACGCCAAACACUGUUGUUCUUUUUAUUCAAGAGCAAAUCAUCGUUUGAGAUAUAUUACUUCAAUACUAAUACGAUAUUGCUGAUUAAUAUUUACAUUAUUGACGUCAUCAACAACAUUUUUGCCAAUUUUGUGUGAUUCGUCAAUGGCGUUUGACGCUAUGAGAUUAUACCUGUGACGUACAAAUUAAUUUAUAGCGUAAUAAUGCCACAUUGUUAACUUUAUAUCAAACUGAAAAGAAUUAUAUACUGUUUUACUUAUGUAAUACCAAAUAUCCUGAUGAACUUGACUAAAGUGGGCAAAUAUUAAAACGUUACAAAAACAA
Mercenaria mercenaria is the source of this 1716-nucleotide messenger RNA. RefSeq lists its product as uncharacterized. Lineage: Eukaryota; Metazoa; Mollusca; Bivalvia; Venerida; Veneridae. The record is from RefSeq and is a predicted model, not a curated record. Gene Ontology annotation, biological process: fatty acid beta-oxidation. Gene Ontology annotation, molecular function: enoyl-CoA hydratase activity; delta(3)-delta(2)-enoyl-CoA isomerase activity. Gene Ontology annotation, cellular component: peroxisome. Bases 266 to 946 code for a protein of 226 amino acids. The transcript is spliced from 4 exons.